This is a messenger RNA of Plodia interpunctella (Indianmeal moth), 1510 nucleotides long. Its product is annotated as high mobility group protein D-like. The transcript is spliced from 4 exons. The coding region runs from base 16 to 588 and encodes 190 amino acids. Gene Ontology annotation, biological process: regulation of transcription by RNA polymerase II. Lineage: Eukaryota; Metazoa; Arthropoda; Insecta; Lepidoptera; Pyralidae. Gene Ontology annotation, molecular function: DNA binding, bending; transcription cis-regulatory region binding. The record is from RefSeq and is a predicted model, not a curated record.
UGCAAUACUGACUCUAUGCGGUUGGUAGCUUUGCAACUCUCAGCCAAUCACGAUCGACAUAGAUGUCGCUGCAUACCGACGCGAGUCGACCCCAAGCUAGCUUGCACUGGGAACAUUUGCUUGAGCUCCAUACAUUUUCUUCUGGUUCUCUACGUCUACAGUUUGGUUGUGUACCAGUUCAAAAAUAAUUUCAAAAUUUUUGCCAUCAGGAAAAAAGUUAAAAUGACGGACAAGCCUAAACGUCCUAUGUCAGCAUAUAUGCUAUGGCUGAACAGCGCCAGAGAACAAAUUAAAGCGGAUAACCCCGGGCUUAAGGUCACUGAAAUUGCCAAAAAGGGAGGUGAAAUAUGGAGAGGGAUGAAGGACAAGAGUGUAUGGGAGGAGAAAGCCGCCAAAGCGAAAGAGCAGUAUACAAAGGACCUAGAGUCGUACAAUGCCAACGGAGGUGGUGGUGAGGGUGGUGGCAAGAAGGCACAGAAGCGAGGCAAAAAGGGCAAGAAGGCGGCAGCGCCCACUAAAUCCAAGAAGAAGAAGGAGGAGUCUGAAGAGGAAGAGGGCGACGAAGAAGAGGAGGAAGAAAGCGAAUGAUCUCCCAGCCUAUAAGACAUUUCUGUUCAUAUUGAAUAAUUUACUGGACUUAAUUUAUUACGAGUUAACGGGACUGACUUUCCAAAGCCUGUGCAGUGUUCGCAAUUUCAUUCAAUAAGUUUAUAUUCCAAAUCCAAAAAUACUAUAAUAUUUGAUUCCACUAAUUUUUCCAUCCCGAUGCAUCCAAUGAGUAAUGAAAUUGUUGAAUUUGCUAUAUACUACUUAUGUUUUUGUAGUAUAAAAAAUAGGGUUAGAUUGACCUAUUAUAAGAAAUGCAGAGUUUGGAAAGUUUCACCACAGGCUAGGGUCUAGAUUUCUAAGCCUCGAAAAAAUAAUGUUUAAGUGUUAGCGUGUAUACACCGGGGAAUUGUACAGUUAGCCUCCCUUGUUAAGUUCGCUGUGACUACUGGAUGCUCACAUUAAGAUGUACCUCAUUUCUGGUUUCAUCAAAACUUCUAUGUCUGCAGCAUUAUAAAUUUGCUGUGCAACCUGUUUGUUUGAAGCUGUGCUUUGAUUGAGUAAUUUGAGUAUGCCAUAAAUAUUAUUUACAGUGUAUGGUAACAUGACGUUGUGUGCAUUCUUUGACAUAACAGUUUUGGUCAAACUACACUAACAUGUAAAAUUAGAGACGAUUUCAUGAAAUAUUAUGGCUUAAUGUUAAUUAAACCUACCUCUUUCUCAGUGUAAAUUUCAAUGCUAAUGAUUGUACCAAACCUUAAUCUAAGCAUGGGCGUUAGCACUCGUGCAAUUUAAAUAAUUUAGGAAAUUGAAUGUAUGUUGUAUUUUUAGUUAGUUUUAUAGGUAGGUUUUCGACGUGAUUUGUCUCUCAAAUUUUACAUUUGUGUUAUUUUGUAAAUGAGAAUUAGCAUUCCUCAUGUCAAUACCGAUUUUACAUGUUCAAUAAAGUAAUUUCAUAUAAGAA